UGGGCAUAUAGGCAGAGGAUCUUUCCCAUAUGGUUGGGACUUUUCCACUGCUGACGAGCCGUGUGAUGUGUAUGCGCUGCCUCCUGAUGAAUCGCUGGUCCCCCGAUAUGGAGUGAUGAUGCAAUAUCCGAAUCCACUAAGACAUUGUGGCAUCGCCCUUGGUCUCCUUGGUAUCGUGUGGUUGGCAUCCUACGCAGACGGUAAUACACCCGGACACAAGCUGAGCCUGGCUGAAUCCAGAAAUUGGACGUGGGGAUGGAGAAACCAUUCUAAAACCAGGAAACAGGACAGUGUUACAUGUGAAGCCAAUUGACUCUGCAUUUGUUCUUUGCAAACCCUACAGCAGCAACAACAGAAAGGGUUGUCCCAAACCAUGUUGUUGACGGGGAAUGAGGAAGUUUGGAGGACCGUGUUUAACUCUUUUGUAAGGGAAAAACACUGGCUGGACAUCAAAGCGCCUAAAAUAAGGUGUAAUGAUACGUCCUGCACCGGUAAAUUGGUCUACUACAAUGUGACUAAAAGUAAUAUAAUGUGCAAGUUUGUAGUAUUACCAAUGUUAAUGGGCCCAGAAGGUAAUCAACAUUUUUGGGUACCUACAUUUUAUGGACAAGUAAUUGAUAGCAAUAAUAGCACACAUGAUUUAACUUUCUGUGAUGACACUCUUGAAGGUAAAAUCUGUAAGUUACAGUCUGCUGUAUAUGAGCCUUGCUUGUUACAGAACACUGUAAAUAAAUGCGAGUGGACCAUAAUGCCUACGUCAUACCGAUGGAUGGUUGAAGUAGCACCCCAGGUGAUAUGCGUAGUGACAGAUCGUCAGGUGGUCCCUAAAAUGAGGGUGCCUUUUGCAGGAUGCAUACACAACAUCACGGUUAUUCAAUGGGAAAAUGAAACUUUUAUGUUAAAUCCAGAUAAUGAGCUAAGCACCAAGGUGUUAUGGCAAGACACGGCUUUAGAAGUCCCUAAUUGGGAUCUAAAUUUGACUAGACUGAAAGCUUUGCUGGACAAAUCGAUAGAAGUUAAUGCAGCAAUUAAAAAUUUGAACAGGAGUAUCACGGGACACAAGCUCUUUACUACGGUAGUGUAUGAUAAAAUAGUAAAAGUAGGAUCCACCAUAGCGGACGCUACAUCCCAUCAUUGGUGGGACAUAUUCAUGGGGUAUUCCCCAUCGGCCAGGACUACCAUGGAUUGGGUGGUUCACCCCUUGUUGGUAGUCAUCAUAGUAGUAAUUGUACUAUCUAUUUGGAAUUGUUAUGUAGCCUACGGUAUAUGUUGUAAAAAACGAAAAAUGAUAAUGGUCUCCUAUACCAACGGUCAGCAUUAAGGACCGAAUGUGAUGUAAAUCUGAUACGAAUGUGUGCAUGACUGGAGGGCUAUAGGAAAAGGGCCCCCAUAGUUAUAUAAAGGAUAGGUAGAUAAGAAUUCAUUUUACAUCUUAGGUAAUGCUGAUCGUCUCAUAAGAAACCAUUCUACAAGAACAUUAGGUUACUACAGUUCAUAAAGACAUGUUGUGUGAGCUGUAAUCAUCUACUGAUAACGAAAAAUAGCUCAUACCAGCAAUCAUACAAUUGGUUCAUAGGGACACCGCCCGUUGAAAACAGAGUACUGAGCUUGCGUAGAACGUGAUACUCUUAUAUAAUAGUAUGUUGCAAUGCGCGUAAUAGUAAGCGCGCACAAGCAGUACUUAACUAUAACUAGUGCUGUUCAUGAGGAAAUGGCUACAAGCCAUCCAAUCAUAAUGAAGCUCAUGACUGAGCAUCCCCAGGAUGCAACAAGAUGAUGGGUGGAGUUAUGGGCAUAUAGGCAGAGGAUCUUUCCCAUUUGGUUGGGACUUUUCCACUGCUGACGAGCCGUGUGAUGUGUAUGCGCUGCCUCCUGAUGAAUCGCUGGUCCCCCGAUAUGGAGUGAUGAUGCAAUAUCCGGUAAUGUAUUGAUUCUUACUCUAUGAUUUAUCCACGAUUUCAUUAUAUACUUUAGAAAACUGUAUAUUAACAUAAGUAUUCAUAUAAUAAAUCAUUAAUAACAGAGAGAAAUUGUAUGCUGUGUGUUUCCUAGUUGGGAAGCUAGUGAGAGGAAAGGUGAGGCC
This is a messenger RNA of Bufo gargarizans (Asiatic toad), 2083 nucleotides long. RefSeq lists its product as uncharacterized. Bases 374 to 1321 code for a protein of 315 amino acids. The record is from RefSeq and is a predicted model, not a curated record. The transcript is spliced from 2 exons. Lineage: Eukaryota; Metazoa; Chordata; Amphibia; Anura; Bufonidae.